Molecule: messenger RNA, 156 nt
Organism: Echinococcus granulosus
Lineage: Eukaryota; Metazoa; Platyhelminthes; Cestoda; Cyclophyllidea; Taeniidae
Exons: 2
Coding region: 1-156 (51 amino acids)
Source: RefSeq, a predicted model, not a curated record
AUGAUAGUAAAGUCAUUCUUCCGUCCGCAUUUUGAUAAUUUGGACUCCGAUGAAGUUGGCGGUCUGACCAAACAUCCAUUCAGCGUAAACAAAGACGAAGACAUCGAUGCUGCUCAAAUGCAUCACGAAUUUUUCUCAGUCUCUGCUCGACGCUGA